This is a messenger RNA of Caenorhabditis briggsae, 624 nucleotides long. NCBI's taxonomy places the organism in Eukaryota, Metazoa, Nematoda, Chromadorea, Rhabditida, Rhabditidae. Bases 1 to 624 code for a protein of 207 amino acids. The record is from RefSeq and is a predicted model, not a curated record. The transcript has 4 exons.
AUGAUUGAAUGUCGAGUUGCUGGAACUGUGAAGAAAGUGAGUGUGGAGGAGAUACAAAAAGGAACAUUGGAAGAAAUUUGUAAAUCGAAAAUUUAUUCGUCGAAAUUGGAAGAUAAACUGAAGAAGAAGAAUUAUAUGACGACGAUAACGAAACAGAGCAGAUAUUCGGAUCAGGAGAUGUCUUGUGAUGCAAUGAAUCAGUUCAACCUUAUCCAAACCGGGGAAAGAAAAUGGGCGGUGCUCAUUCGAGGACAUGCUACCGAUAUUCUGCUCCCUAUAAAAUCUAAUAAUGGAAUUUUUACGAAUCAUGCUCUUGACUUUGUCUUGAACUCUUUAUUUUUUGCGACUGCCUACGGAUUCGGUGAAUCGACUUUCAAAUCUUUGGGAGGCGAUACUGGUGUCAAGGGGCAACUUUUAUUCGUCACAUUCAUUGUCUACUGUCUUGCUGUUCUUGUGGCAAUAGUGGCUCUGGUCAUUUUGGUGGCUCUGUUUUUUAUCAAAAGAAAUGCUAACAUCAAGAAAAGAGAAAGUGAAAAGAGCAAGCUGCUGAGAAAUCCUGCUAAUAAUACCGACGACGAUACUCCUGUUGAAAUUGUUUAUGAGAACCCUUCCAAAAAUAAAUAA